This is a messenger RNA of Diospyros lotus (date-plum), 1951 nucleotides long. RefSeq names its product peptide chain release factor PrfB2, chloroplastic. The transcript is spliced from 7 exons. The record is from RefSeq and is a predicted model, not a curated record. The coding region runs from base 39 to 1490 and encodes 483 amino acids. Lineage: Eukaryota; Viridiplantae; Streptophyta; Magnoliopsida; Ericales; Ebenaceae. Gene Ontology annotation, biological process: translational termination. Gene Ontology annotation, cellular component: cytoplasm. Gene Ontology annotation, molecular function: translation release factor activity, codon specific.
AACCCUCUCCUCCCGGAAGAGAAUCACUACUGGAAAAAAUGUCAUCUUUGAUACUAGCGAGAAGAUCGUCGCGAAACCCUAACUUUCGACGCCACUUCGCGACCUGCUUUUUAUCGUCUGAUUCUCACCAUCUCUCCCCUUCAAACCACAGGCUCGCCGUUCUUGCUUCUGGGCACGCUUUAUCGGGGAACAGUAUCACUGGGUCUUCGUCGGUGAAGUUUCCAUAUGGGUCGGAUUCGGGCCUCCUCAGUUCAAUCGGUUGCCGCCUGUUUGGUUCUCCGGCCGCAGCCUCCGCCGCAGAACCAUCCACCUCCGACGGCCUCACUGUUGAAGGCAUUAUUGCCAACGAGUGGACGAUUCUUGAGGAGAGUGAGAGUGAUUGGAAGAGCCACGCCUCUGCCAUUGCUCGGUCCAUUCAUCUAAUCAAGAAACGGUUACAGUGGAAGAAAUUGAGAGUCAGGCUGGAAUUGUUAUCAUUACAAUUAGAUAAGCCGGAUCUAUGGGACGAUCCUGUCCAUGCUGGGAAGAUAAGCCGUGAGCACGGCUCACUCUCGAGCAAGAUGAAAGACUUGAAGGCAUUUGAGGAAGAAUUGCUCGAGCAUAUUGACAUGAUUAACCUGGCUCGUGAAGAGAAUGAUGCAGAUCUGGAAUUGGAAUCAGUGAAAGCUUUACUUGAGAUGAGAAGAGGUGCAAAAGAGAAAGAGCUUGAGGCUUUGUUGGCUGGGGAGCAUGAUUGUUGCUCUUGUUUUAUUGAGGUUCAAGCUGGUGCUGGAGGUACAGAGAGCAUGGAUUGGGCUUCAAUGGUGAUGAAAAUGUAUAAAAUGUGGGCUCAACAGCAUGGAUAUGGAGUGACUGUCGUGGACGAGAUGCCUGGUGAGAUAGCUGGAAUUAAGCGGGCUACAAUCAAAGUUGACGGUGAGUAUGCAUUUGGGUAUGCCAAAGCAGAGGUAGGAGUCCACAGGUUGGUACGCAUUUCGCCGUUUGAUAGUGCCAAACGCCGGCAUACUUCAUUUGCAGCUGUGGCUGUAAUACCAAUCUUGGGCAACACAUCGACCCAUGUUCAAAUUAAUGAAUCCGAUCUCAGAAUUGAACGGUUCCGAGCUGGGGGAGCCGGUGGCCAGCACGUAAAUACAACUGAAAGUGCUGUGAGAAUAACCCACAUUCCUACAGGGGUCACCGCAACCUGCCAAAAUGAAAGGUCACAGCAUCAAAACAAGGCUUCUGCGAUGGCGGUUCUUCAAGCCCGCCUCGACCAGCUUGAGAUGGCUCGCCAGGCUCAGAUGAACGCGCAACAUACACAAUCGCUCACAGAAAUCAGUUGGGGCAACCAGAUUCGCACUUACGUGCUCCAUCCUUACCAGAUGGUCAAGGAUCUUCGAACCAACCAGGAAGUUUCAGAUCCCGACUCUGUCCUGGAAGGGGACAUUGAUAACUUCAUCUUGAGCUUCCUGUCUGCAGCCUUGGAUAGAGAUGAAGAAGAUGGUCGAUGAGAUGAGAAGCGCCGCCCAGUCUUGUGAGAAUGAAACUCUCUUUUAUCUAUAUUAACUGUCCGUCCGUCCGUCUUUUUGGCGGAAGUUGUUCAUGCUGCUGGUGCGUGUGCUCCUCUUCUAAUUCUAAGCACAGGCAAAGGAGAUGAAAGGAGGAAGGAGGAGUUGCAGCAGAAAUAUCAACAUAAUAAUCUAUUCUUUCUUUGCCAUAAAUCCUAAAUCCUAACUUUAUAUACGGUCGCUAUCUUUUGAGGAAUUUCAUUGUAUGAUCAACCUACCUAUCUUUUUUGACAGACAGUCUCUCUCUCUUGCUCUCGUCUUUGUACAUACAAGGUGGUUUUAGGAAGGAAGAGCCCCGGGUGGUUGUUGUUGUCCAUUACUACUAGAGGAGGAGGAGGAGGUUGUUGUUUUUGUAUGCAGUCUUGACUAUAAUAAUAAUAUAUUUAAUUAGUCAAGAAUUGAAU